GAGAGCUCACUCAUAUCAAUUUAAAACCCUCAUAACACCUUUUCUCAUACGUAUUUUGUUUUGCCUCUUUUCACUCUUUGGUGUUGUUUUUACCUUUGUUGUUGUGUUGCAGAUGGGUCUCGUUUUGUAGCCUUUCCUUUCCUUCUCUCCUUUUCUUUUCCCCUGCUUCUUUCUCUGCGGAUAACCCGGUGAGUAUUUUACAUGAUCCCAAAUCCUGAAAUCUAGAACAACCCACUUCUUAAGGGACUUGCAACUGGAGCUUUUGUCCUUUCGUCUAGAUCUGUGGGGAGUUGUUCAUGCACUCAAUGAACCCUUUGAACAGAAAACAGUGAAUCUUGGUCUUUGAUUGGUGAAAUAAAUGGAAGUGGCAAGUGAGGCAAGUGAUUUUCGGCAAUGGGACGAAUUAAUACCCGAUGCAUUGGGUCUAAUCUUCAAAAACCUGUCUCUUAAGGAGUUGCUGACAGUGAUUCCAAUGGUCUGCAAAUCGUGGGGUAAGGCAGUAAUGGGGCCUUACUGCUGGCAAGAGGUAGACAUUGAGGAAUGGAGUGAUAUAUGCCCAGAACCUCAGCACCUUGAUCGUAUGAUACAAAUGCUGAUUUCAAGAAGCUGUGGAUCUCUCAGAAAGCUUUGUGUUUCAGGCCUUAAAAAUGACAUGAUGUUCUCCUUCAUUGCUGAACAUUCUAAUUCCCUUCAGACCUUGAGUCUGCCAAGAAGUGAAAUAAGUGAUUCAAUAGUGGAACAAACAAUUGGAAGCCUUUCUCACAUCACUUUCUUGGAUCUUAGCUGCUGUGGGAAGAUUGGUUUUCGUGCUCUGGAAGUCAUAGGAAAGAACUGUAAAUUGCUUGUGAAGUUGUUCAGGAACAUGCAUCCAUUAGAUAUAGUUGGCAUGCCUAUUGUGGAUGAUGAGGCUAAUGCCAUUGCUGCCACAAUGCCUAGACUGAAGCACCUUGAGAUGGCAUACCAUGUCAUUAGCACGGAGAGUGCACUUCAGAUACUCAAGAGCUGCACCGAGCUUGAGUUGUUGGAUUUGAGAGGGUGUUGGGGUGUUAAGCUUGAUGAUGAAAAGUACUUAGAGAAGAAGUUUCCGAAAGUGAAGGUUUUAGGGCCUCUUGUUCAGGAUCGCUAUGAGGAAAAUGAGUGGGAUGACAACUCGUUUUACUCGGAUGCUUCUUCCGAGUAUCUAGCCUGGGAAUUUGUGGAUGAUGACGAUGAUUUUGAUGAUGAUGGGAGUUAUGAGGACAUGUGGGAUGGUGAUGGAAGACUUGAGCAGCUUGAGUUGAGGUUCUAUCAAGGAAAUGAACAUGAGACUGAAGGAGGGUUUGGUUGGCCUCCAUCUCCCUAAAUUAGUACCUCCUAAAUUAGAGUUGUCUUUCUCAUUUAUCAAACUGUUUGCUUCUCUCUUUUUUCUUUAAGCACUUUGCCAGAUGCUUCUGCUGUGGAACAUAAUGUGUUUUAUGGAUAAUAUGUAAUCUUUCAGUUGAAAAGGAAAAGCAUGGUUUGUUAUGAGUAAUGACUUUGUAUUUCCCAAUAAUAUGGCUGUUUAUAGAA
Messenger RNA from Rosa chinensis, 1548 nucleotides. Its product is annotated as F-box protein FBW2. The coding region runs from base 359 to 1342 and encodes 327 amino acids. Lineage: Eukaryota; Viridiplantae; Streptophyta; Magnoliopsida; Rosales; Rosaceae. The record is from RefSeq and is a predicted model, not a curated record. The transcript is spliced from 4 exons.